Messenger RNA from Pongo pygmaeus (Bornean orangutan), 1949 nucleotides. RefSeq names its product paired like homeodomain 1 (gene PITX1). The transcript is spliced from 4 exons. Lineage: Eukaryota; Metazoa; Chordata; Mammalia; Primates; Hominidae. The coding region runs from base 227 to 1168 and encodes 313 amino acids. Gene Ontology annotation, cellular component: nucleus. Gene Ontology annotation, molecular function: DNA-binding transcription factor activity, RNA polymerase II-specific; RNA polymerase II cis-regulatory region sequence-specific DNA binding. The record is from RefSeq and is a predicted model, not a curated record. Gene Ontology annotation, biological process: anatomical structure morphogenesis; regulation of transcription by RNA polymerase II.
UCUGCCCCCGCCCCGGCGCUGGCUCGAAGGCGCCCGCUCGGUGUGAUCCUGUUCGGCAAACGUUCACUCAUCCUGGGCUGUUCUCGCCAGGGCUGGGGACUUCGAGGCGGCCGAGACGGGAGUUGAUUCUAGGCGAAACAAGUCAUUUGAGGCCUGAGGUCGCAGCCAGGGCGGCGGGGCGCGCCCAGCCCCGGCCCCUGGAGCGCCCGCCGCGGUCCCCACCUCCAUGGACGCCUUCAAGGGGGGCAUGAGCCUGGAGCGGCUGCCGGAGGGGCUCCGGCCGCCGCCGCCACCCCAUGACAUGGGGCCCGCCUUCCACCUGGCCCGGCCCGCCGACCCCCGCGAGCCGCUCGAGAACUCCGCCAGCGAGUCGUCUGACACGGAGCUGCCAGAGAAGGAGCGCGGCGGGGAACCCAAGGGGCCCGAGGACAGUGGUGCGGGAGGCACGGGCUGCGGCGGCGCAGACGACCCAGCCAAGAAGAAGAAGCAGCGGCGGCAACGUACGCACUUCACAAGCCAGCAAUUGCAAGAGCUAGAGGCCACGUUCCAGAGGAACCGCUACCCCGACAUGAGCAUGAGGGAGGAGAUCGCUGUGUGGACCAACCUCACCGAGCCGCGCGUGCGGGUCUGGUUCAAGAACCGGCGAGCCAAGUGGCGUAAGCGCGAGCGUAACCAGCAGCUGGACCUGUGCAAGGGUGGCUACGUGCCGCAGUUCAGCGGCCUAGUGCAGCCCUACGAGGACGUGUACGCCGCCGGCUACUCCUACAACAACUGGGCCGCCAAGAGCCUGGCGCCAGCGCCGCUCUCCACCAAGAGCUUCACCUUCUUCAACUCCAUGAGCCCGCUGUCGUCGCAGUCCAUGUUCUCGGCACCCAGCUCCAUCUCCUCCAUGACCAUGCCGUCCAGCAUGGGCCCAGGCGCCGUGCCUGGCAUGCCCAACUCGGGCCUCAACAACAUCAACAACCUCACCGGCUCCUCGCUCAACUCAGCCAUGUCGCCGGGCGCUUGCCCGUACGGCACUCCCGCCUCGCCCUACAGCGUCUACCGGGACACGUGCAACUCGAGCCUAGCCAGCCUGCGGCUCAAGUCCAAACAACACUCGUCGUUUGGCUACGGCGGCCUGCAGGGCCCGGCCUCGGGCCUCAACGCGUGCCAGUACAACAGCUGACCGCCCCGCCGCACCACGCGGGCCGGCUGCCGGCUCGGGGAAGGGCGCGGGCGCGGAGGACGCACGCGGGGCCCCGGCUCGCAAGCCCCAGCUCACCGCGCUGCGGACCUCACACCUGCGCAGCCCUCACACCUGCGCAGCCCCCUCCUCCCACUUCCCACUCCGGGUUGGUUUUGUGUUUGCUUUUCCGGACCCCACUCUGCCCUCCAAAAAGACCAAAAAAAAAAAAAAAAAAAAAAGCAAAAAGACGUCGGAGAAAAGUGCCGCGAAAAAAUGGAUGAGUUGCAAUUUCUCUCGGGAUGGCGCGGGUGGUGUGUGUGUGUUCCCACGGGCCCCGGAGGCCCACUCCGCGGAGGGGACGCGGCGCGGUAGGCGAGCGCCGAGGCCCAGCGGCCGGGGGAGGACGCCUUCGUAGCCCGCGUCCCCGCCGCGCUGGAUCCGGACUGAGCGGCCGGGCCUGCGGACUGGAUGUGCGGGGCCUGGACUUGCCUAGGAUUUCCCGACCCCGUACAAACCAAGUUGCCCUCUCCGAGCUGGGCCCGGCCGAGAGCGCCUUAGCUCGAGUCGGAUCCGCGUUGGGGCGGGCGUUGGGUUUGGGGGGACGGUGCCCCCAGCCCAGGAUCGGGCACUCAGUGGAGCCGCACACGGCCCCGGCGCGCCUGGUAGAGCCUUGCUGGCCCUGCGCCCCGGAGCCCUAUAUUAAGGUCACGGAGCGGCAGCGGGCAGUGCGGACCUGGCGGGAGGUGGGGGAGGUCCGUCUCAGAAUACCCCAGCCUUGAGC